Megachile rotundata (alfalfa leafcutting bee) is the source of this 1331-nucleotide messenger RNA. Its product is annotated as dnaJ homolog subfamily B member 13. Gene Ontology annotation, cellular component: cytosol. The record is from RefSeq and is a predicted model, not a curated record. Gene Ontology annotation, molecular function: protein-folding chaperone binding. Lineage: Eukaryota; Metazoa; Arthropoda; Insecta; Hymenoptera; Megachilidae.
CAUCGGGGAUCGUUACAGCAAACCUUGUACUUACUUAUUUUUACUUGGUAUCACCUAGUUAAAUUAAUUUGAUCGAUCCCUAUUUUCCGAUCAUCACCUUCAUACGACUAAACUGCAGGUUCUUCUUGGAGGCAUUAAAAAGAUGAAAAUACAACGAUUAGUUUUGGUAGGGGAUGAAAAAUCUACGACGGUGACGAAAGAGAAAAUUUUAACGAUACCUAUUAAACCGGGUAUGCCGACAGGAACGAGGAUUAUAUUCCCGGAAGAAGGCGAUCAAGGACCUACGAAGAUUCCUGGUAAAUUGUUACAUCAGUUAACUUGUAAAAGAUAUUGAAAUAUUAACCCUUAUUCGGAGAGUCUAUCGAAAGCAUUACAUUAGUCUUUUAUUACAUUAAAUUAGCAUUAUAUUAGUCUACUAGACUAUUGAAAGAUAUAAGAAUAUAGUAGUAUGGAUCUAAGGAUCCAGAUAUGUAGGGACCGAGAAAGUUAUUUAGAGUUGCAGACAAUAAUCCAAAGAAGGGUUAACUUAAAAGCAUUUCUGUCCGAUUUGUACAAUAUUUGCAUAUAAUAAAUCUAUAUAAAUAUAUAAAAAUAUAUAUCGCAGUACGAUGCAUGGUUAAAGAUAGAGAUUUCACGAUAGCUAUUUCCCUUUUCGCAUAAGUUCGUAACAGGUAUCGAUUGAAAUUUCGCGAAAGAUGCGUUUAAAAUGCAUCGUACAUCUCGUACCGGACAGAAAUGGGUUAAUCGUAGUAGUUGUUCGCAUAAUGUCUUUACUCAGUCGAAAGCACGUCAGCGUAGCGGAUGUAAUCUUCAUCACGGAGGACCGGCCUCACGAGACCUUCCGAAGAGAGGGCUCUGACUUGCACAUGACGGUCGAUAUCUUUCUGCGAGAGGCACUGACCGGAACAGUGGUCACCGUCAACACCCUCGACGACAGAACCCUUCGAAUACCGAUAACGUCUGUCAUCACGCCAAAUUAUCGAAAGUACGUACCCAGUGAAGGACUACCAUUUCCGGAAAAUCCAAAGGAAAAAGGAGACCUAAUCAUAACGUUCAACAUUGAAUUUCCGGUAUACCUGCCGGUAUCAAAUAAAGCAUACGUUAAAAAAGCAUUUGAUACUUCAGAAGAUAUUAAACAUACCGAAUAUGUUCACCGUCUUAUAUUAGCUAGUAAAAUGCGUAGAAAUGUGGAUACCGAUGUUCCUGUACGUCGGGAUCCUAAUGACGAAGAAGCAAAAAAAUUAGACUUCAUGUGCGAUACUUAGCUAUUCCGCAUUUUGUCCGUUACACCAUAUCGAUAUAUCGAUUUUUAUUAUUGAUGUUAUAAAAGU